Ilex paraguariensis (yerba mate) is the source of this 643-nucleotide messenger RNA. The record is from the annotation of a GenBank genome assembly. NCBI's taxonomy places the organism in Eukaryota, Viridiplantae, Streptophyta, Magnoliopsida, Aquifoliales, Aquifoliaceae.
UCUCUCUCGCACAAACAAACACACACACAGACGCACGAACAAUCUGUCGAUCAGAAAUGGGAAUCAGAUUCAUAUUGAUGGUGAACAAGCAAGGGCAAACCCGUCUCGCCCAGUACUUUGAAUACCUCACUCUCGAAGAAAGACGAGCCCUUGAAGGCGAAAUCGUCCGCAAAUGCCUCGCUCGUAACGACCAACAGAAUGAGCUUGCAAUUUUGGAAUUCAUUCAUCUGUUAGUCGAAACAAUGGACCGCCAUUUUGGCAAUGUGUGUGAGCUGGACAUCAUGUUCCAUCUGGAGAAAGCACACUUUAUGCUAGAGGAAAUGGUCAUGAAUGGGUGCAUUGUUGAGACCAGCAAGUCUAACAUUCUUACUCCGAUACAGCUGCUGGACAAAGCAUCUUAGUCAGUUGGGCCAAUGUUUUAACAAUGCCUUGCUAUCACUGUGACUUCCUUUUCUGAUACUCAUUGGCAUCAUAUAUAUCUAAUUGUUGUAGUGCCUACUGUGCAUUGAGCUAAACAAAUGGAAUGCUUUCCAUUAGAGUGGAAUAAUCUAAGGGCUGUGGAUUUGGUUAGCAGAAAACGUUUAGUCGAUUCAAUGAGUUGUAAUUGAACCGACUGUUCUGAAUAUAUUGAGAAAAAUUGGCA